This is a messenger RNA of Alternaria atra, 1161 nucleotides long. RefSeq lists its product as uncharacterized. The record is from RefSeq and is a predicted model, not a curated record. NCBI's taxonomy places the organism in Eukaryota, Fungi, Ascomycota, Dothideomycetes, Pleosporales, Pleosporaceae. The coding region runs from base 1 to 1161 and encodes 386 amino acids. Gene Ontology annotation, biological process: base-excision repair. Gene Ontology annotation, cellular component: nucleus. The transcript has a single exon. Gene Ontology annotation, molecular function: phosphoric diester hydrolase activity; double-stranded DNA 3'-5' DNA exonuclease activity; DNA-(apurinic or apyrimidinic site) endonuclease activity.
AUGAACCGUGACAUCAGCCCGCCACCUGCAAAAAGACGUAAGAUCGGUUCCAGUAUAGUGACGGCUUCCCACCAGACAGCACCAGCAAGCACACUUGCACCUCUUCCACCACUCAACGCAAACACCUUACGCAUAUUCUCUUGGAACAUCAACGGCAUCACCCCAUUCCUACAAAAACCAAUUACGUCAUUCUUUCAACCCACCGAGUCUAAAGUUACUGCGAGGAGACCUCCAAAAGACGCGAUACCACCAGCGUCCUUGAGGGCGUUUUUACACAGAUACCAAUGGCCGUCCAUACUGUUCCUACAAGAAGUAAAAAUCGCUUCCACAGAUAAAAAAACUCAAGAUAUUGUCAAAGCAGCCCUAAAUUCGCGCUUGCCAGUAGAAUCAACCUCAACGGAUGCGCAGGGCCCGGUAUAUAAUGCAUUUUUCACCUUGCCAACCGAUCAUUUCAACGCCCGUGGACCCGGAGGCCGUGGCAAGAUAUACGGUGUAUGUAAUAUCAUUCGUCGUGAUCUCGCCAACACCUACCAUAUUGGUGUGCGAACUGUAGGUUGGGAUAACGAAGGACGCGUCUCCGUUGUAGAAGUCAAGUCGAGGAGUAGUACCGCAAAACUAGCAAUCUUCAAUAUUUACGCAGUGAACGGAACGGACAAUGCUUAUCGUGAUUCUGCCAUAGGUGCUGUAAAAGGCACAAGACAUGACAGAAAACGCGAGUUCCAUAGCUUACUGAUGGGAGAAUGUAAAGAGCUGGAAGAGCAAGGAUGGGAUGUAUUGCUAGCAGGAGAUAUGAAUGUAGCACUUGAUGAGCGAGAUGGGUUUCCCAAGCUACGUGUCUUCCCACAGGCACAUGUUAUCAACCGAGCAGAUUUCCACGAUAAGCUGCUGGAAAAUAGUGGAAUGGAGAAGAGUAAUGGAUUUGGCGGUGUCGAUGUCUGGAGAAAGAUGCAUGGUGAAGAGCGGCGGUAUACAUAUUUUUCGCCAGGCAGGAAAUGGGGAAGCAGUUGUGAUAGGGUGGAUUACUUCAUUGCUGGAAGGAAGGCAUGGGAGAAGGGAUGUGUCACGGCUUGUGGGAUCAUGGACAGCGAGGAAGAAAUGAUACCGAGUGAUCAUGUGCCUAUUUGGGUGGACUUUGAGAUGAAAGAGGAGGAUGAUAAGUAA